AAACAGAUCCAAUGGAAAGUGGACCUAUCCAGAUUUAGCAAACACGAAGAACAAGUAUAAAUAAGUGGGACUUGUCGUUAAUUUUUUUUCCCCACUUCAUUAAACAACUCUAUAAAAAUGGAUCCCUCAAGAACUGAUGCUAAAAAAGACAAAUUCGUUGGCUCCGUCAAGGAAAAUGUAGGUUCUGCUUUCGGUAACGAAUCUCUCGAGGCCAAAGGAAAGACUCAAAAUACUGCAGGUUCUGUUCAAGAAACCGCUGCCAACGUUCAAGGCUAUGUCCAAGGUGCUGCUGAUCAAGUUGCUGGAGCUGUCAAGGGUGCUUAUAACUCUUUGACCGGUAAUACUGGUUCUGAGAUCGGCAACAAGGCUCAAAGAGCCAAGGGUGAGGCUCAAAAGGAUUUCAACUCCAAUGUUUAA
This is a messenger RNA of Mucor mucedo, 417 nucleotides long. RefSeq lists its product as uncharacterized. The record is from RefSeq and is a predicted model, not a curated record. NCBI's taxonomy places the organism in Eukaryota, Fungi, Mucoromycota, Mucoromycetes, Mucorales, Mucoraceae. The coding region runs from base 118 to 417 and encodes 99 amino acids. The transcript has a single exon.